Messenger RNA from Tetrapisispora phaffii CBS 4417, 1044 nucleotides. It is a transcript of the gene IFA38, whose product is annotated as ketoreductase. The record is from RefSeq and is a predicted model, not a curated record. Gene Ontology annotation, biological process: fatty acid elongation. Gene Ontology annotation, molecular function: ketoreductase activity. The transcript has a single exon. NCBI's taxonomy places the organism in Eukaryota, Fungi, Ascomycota, Saccharomycetes, Saccharomycetales, Saccharomycetaceae. Gene Ontology annotation, cellular component: endoplasmic reticulum. Bases 1 to 1044 code for a protein of 347 amino acids.
AUGGCUGUUUCAUUUAUUAAACAAUUAGAAGCUGUUAGUAGCAGAAGCUCCUGUGUAAACAUUUUACUCUGGUCUGUCUUCUGUUUUGGUAUUUUAAAGUCAACAACUUUACUCUUGAGGUUUUUAGCAUGUUUCUUUGAUUUAUUUGUGUUGCCACCGGUCGAUUAUAAGAAAUAUGGUGCUAAGAAUGGUAACUACUGUGUUGUCACAGGUGCUAGUGAUGGUAUUGGUAAAGAAUACGCUGCUCAAAUGGCUAAACGUGGUUUCAACUUAGUAUUGAUUUCAAGGACAUUGUCUAAAUUAGAGACUAUUAAAAGAGAAUUCACUGAAAAAUAUCAUAUUAAAGUUGAGAUUUUAGCAAUUGAUGUCUCUGAGGACUCUGCUGAAAAUUAUCAACAAAUUAAAGAACUAUGUGAAAAAUUACCAAUCUCUGUUCUAAUUAACAAUGUUGGACAAUCUCAUUCUAUCCCUGUUCCAUUUCUGGAGACUGAAGAAAAAGAAAUGAGGGAUAUUAUUACAAUCAACAACACUGCAACUUUAAUGAUCACUCAAAUAAUCUCCCCAAUCAUUGACAAGACCGUCAAUGGGUCUUCCAAGAAAUUACGUGGUUUAAUAUUAACUAUGGGCUCCUUUGGUGGUUUGAUCCCAACGCCUCUACUUGCCACCUACAGUGGCUCUAAAGCAUUUUUACAAAGUUGGUCUAAUGCCUUAGCUGGGGAGUUAAGUGAGAAAAAUAUUGACGUGCAACUUGUUGUUUCAUAUCUGGUCACCAGUGCUAUGUCCAAGAUAAGACGUUCAUCUGCCUUAGUGCCAACUGAAAAAGCGUUUGUUGCUUCAACUUUAAAGAAUGUUGGUAGACGUUGUGGUGCUCAAGAAAGAUAUGCCACCAUUACACCAUUCUGGUCGCACGCUAUCUAUGAAUUCCUAAUAGAUGAAUCAUUCGGUGUGUACUCCAAGAUUGUCAAUAGUAUCAACUACUCUUUCCAUAAGUCAAUCAGAAUUAGAGCUUUAAAGAAAGCUGCGAGAGAGGCCAAGAAAAAUUAA